This is a messenger RNA of Dermacentor silvarum, 1504 nucleotides long. RefSeq lists its product as uncharacterized. The transcript has 5 exons. The record is from RefSeq and is a predicted model, not a curated record. Lineage: Eukaryota; Metazoa; Arthropoda; Arachnida; Ixodida; Ixodidae. The coding region runs from base 1 to 1221 and encodes 406 amino acids.
AUGUCGUAUACCAACCAGUCUCCCGUGGAAUCACCCGUCUUGUACAGAAACAGGGCUAUGAGGUCGGAGUGGGCAAGCACGGCUACCAGACCUCACCAGCCGCCCUCGGAGACGAACCGGAAGGAGUUUGAACCCACAGCCAACCCGGCAGCGACGACCAGCGGCUAUGCCAUGCCCUCCGUGUACUACCUGAGGCGGCGGCUACUGCGGCACCACUCGUCGCAAACGGAGGAAGAUCCCUGCACAGAAACCGACUCAACACAGGGAAGCUGUGGCUCUCCCUUACAAAAAUAUCAGCCGAGCCCUCCUCAGGCGAGGAGACGAACAAGCAGCUUCGCGGCCGCCGACGCCGUCUGCUGCCCCCGGGAACCGCGCACCUCGGACCUCGACUCGAGCCUCGUGAGCAGCAGCAGCGGCUCGGGGGGAUUGCCGCCAGGGGUCGCCCUGCUUCGCUUCGGAGGCAGCGCUACCACGCACACGGACAAGGGUCCGAGCCCCACCAGGAGCGCUUCGGCGGCAGUCCAGUGCCACAGCAGCGAAGCCGGCGACGAAGCUGCGCAAUGCGGCGGCGGCGGCGGCGACACGGGCUACGGCGAGACUUCAUCAUCCGAGGAGCAGGAGUCGAGCUGGAGUCGCUCUACGGAGUCGUCGGCAGCCCCGUCGUCUUCGUCGUCGCCGUCCGGUGACACGGCGUCCGGAGCUCUGGCCUCGGUGUCGGACGACCAGGACGAGACUCAGGCCGAAGACGACGACGAAGACGACGAGGACGACGACGGCGAGGUCGACCUCAGCAAACUGGAGACCCAGACUCAAGCUGCGCCUUUCAAGUGGCCGCCGACAACCAUUUCGCAAGCACCGACAGGAGAGGUGAGAAUGCUGGGCUGCGCGUGUUUUAACGUAGUAACGUUAAGGGCCCUUGUCGCAGAAAAUCCGGUGUCGGCAUCGUCUCGCGUUGUCCGCUAUACGGAAAAAUGCCGUAUAUAUUUAGGUAUAUGUAUAUGCCACGCCUUGCUACAUGGUAAGCGGUAUAUGCGGGUAAUACUGCCACACCCUUCUAUCGCUAAAGUUGCUCAUACCUUGUCUUACAUUCUUGACAAAUGGAUUUCUCGAAAUUUUGAGAAUGACAGCCUACAAACAAAUGUCAUGAAACAAAACACCGACAGUGCAUGCCUUGUAUGGAAAAUCUUCUCAGACUCAAAUAUUAAAAAUGCGAAAGAAUAACAGAAACCUGAAAAUAAUGCUUUUUUUUUUGGCGCGGCUUUAUACUAUCUCCGGGAUCGGCCCACGCAAGAGACGGCGUUUCCACCAAUCGCAGAGUGGCGCGCGGCGCUCGGUUCGUUGCAACACCAUCCAGAUGGCGCUCGCCUCCGCGUAUCCGCAGCAGCGGCGGACGCCCGCUGUGCGGGGGAAAGAAAACAGAAAGCUCGCCAUCGUGCAUAGCGUUCGCCGCCAGCGUUUCCCGGUAAACAUUACGCCCUAUAUCAUGAUGAUACCGCCACUGCUU